Molecule: messenger RNA, 3750 nt
Organism: Scleropages formosus (Asian bonytongue)
Lineage: Eukaryota; Metazoa; Chordata; Actinopteri; Osteoglossiformes; Osteoglossidae
Product: transmembrane protein 132D
Exons: 9
Coding region: 1-3750 (1249 amino acids)
Source: RefSeq, a predicted model, not a curated record
AUGGUGUGGCUGCGCUGGUGCGCAGAACUCCUGCUGCUGCGCUUCACUGCCAUGCGCCUCGACGUCCACUCACUCGCGCUCCUGCGCAAAGCUCUGCUCUCCCCUCAUGUCUUUAGUGCUCAAGGGCUGUGUCCGCCGUCACUGAGGUUGAGUCCAUCCACCUGGUUGCUGCUCAUCCUCUUCUUCUUCUCCAUCAUCGCCAUCUUUCCUAGAGAAUGCGACCUUCUCACGACAUGUCCGAACCUCAGUCUCGUCAUCUUCCGGUGCGAGUUCUGCUUUGUUCUCGUCCGGCAUCCGGCCGUUUGUCUCCCUGGUGUCCAAGGUGCCCUUAGAGGUGUCCAGUUCAAAGAAGUCCAUGUUCCUCCUGUCCUGCUUCUCCAGCGGGUGAAGACGGAGGCACAAAUCGAGCCCGAUCAGCACACCGAAGACAGUCCACCCUGUGCAGCAACGUGCCCGCUGUCCCUGUACCGUGUUUCCGCAGAGCCGGAGAGGACGGAGCUGUCCGGCGCCACCAGGGGGCCCUCCACCUUCCCUGUGUUCCUGCCCGUCAGCUACCAGGUGUUGGACGCCGACUACCUGCUGCUGAAGGAGUCGGGGCAGGACCUCAUGCGGAACUCCAGCAUGCGGAGCCACGUCCAGCCGCUGGUCAUCCUGCAGGCCGACCAGGCGCCCGUCAUCAACGCCACCUACGGGCCGCUCUGGGUGCAGCAGGACGUCCCGCCGGCGCUGGUUCCAGCUGCUCAGCUCCCUUCCGUCAGCUGGAGGGUGCAGGCGUUCGUGCUCUCCCGCCGCAUCUUCUCCUCCGCGCCCCGGCUCCGGGUGCUCUUCUACCUGUCAGGGCGGGGCUGGGGGAAUACGGGGAAUACGGGGAACUCGGGGGACGGGACUGCGGACGACCUGCCCUGCGUCACGCUCUACGCCUUCUGGCAGACUCAGGAGGUGCGGGGCUCCUGCGCCCUCUCGGGGGCGCUGGGCGUGUGCGUGGCCGAGCUGGAACCGCCGGGAGCCUGGUUCAGCCCCGUCCCCGAGAGCACGAGCCGCGAGAGGCAGGGGCCGCGACCGGAGGGCAACGCCGUGGAGCUGUACUACCGGGUCCAGCCCAGGUGGUGCGGCAGGUGCGGCAGCAAGCGAGGCGGGGCCCCGGAGCCGUCCGGGGAGGGGGGUGAAGCGGCGGUCGCGCCCAUGCAGCGGAUCGGAAGCGCGCGGCUCUCGCAGGCCCCCGCCGGGGGUUCGUCCCUCUCCCAGCUGAAGCUCGGUGACGCCAUCAUCAUCAAAACGUCCUCCAAGCCCCUGAAGAAGACAGACAUCGCCUCCUUCUACGUCUUCCUGGCCAGCUCUUCUUCCUUGGACAAAUUCACCCUCAGAGCCACGGUGAAGAAGGGCGUGUCCUUCUGCACGGCCACGCCCAGCAACUCGCCGCUGUGGGACACGGCGCUGGACACGAGCGAGGACGGGACCGUCGCUGUGCUGUGUCAGAGGAAGGCGGUCGCGGUCGGUAAAAGGCCGGACAACAGCCCCCAGGAGGUCGUGCAGCUGGACUUUGAGACAGAGGAGCUGGGAGCUCCGUCGGAGAGUCAGGUCAUUACGUGGCGGCUGGAGGUGCCAGGAGACCCCCGAGGGAGUUCUGAGGGAGCCAUGCGGAUCCAUAGGACCCAGAGGGAUUUUGUGGGCCUGGCUCCGCUGGUCAUGGACACAGAGAUCCUGAACACGGCAGUGCUCACUGGCAAGAAGGCGACCGUGCCGGUGCGGACGGUAGCUGUAGAAGAGGACGGCUCCAUCACCGAUGUGUCCGAGUUCACGGACUGCCGGUCAACUGACAAGGACAUCCUCAAGGUGUCGGACCGCUGCGACUACGUCUUUGUGAACGGGAAGGAGACGAAGGGCAGAGUGAAGAUGGCCGUGAACUUCACCUACAGCUACCUCAGCGCCCAGCUGGAGAUGAACGUGUGGAUCCCGCGGCUCCCGCUGCAGAUCGAGGUGUCGGACACCGAGCUGAGUCAGAUCAAGGGCUGGAGGGUCCCCAUCGUGGCCAGCAGGAGGAACAGCUGGGACAGUGAGGAAGAGGACCGCAAGGCGAAGGGCUGCACACUGCAGUACCAGCAUGCCCUGGUGCAGGUGCUCACGCACUUUGUGGCCGAGCGAGCCGACCAGCGGGGGAGACCGGCCUACUUCCUGGGCCGCGACUGGCAGGUGGACGUCACUCCUCUGGUGCGCUACUUCCUGAGGGUGGAAGACUCGCGAGUCGCCAGGCUCCACCGGGGGAGGGUGCUGUCGGGCCGCGAUGCUGGGGUCACGGCCGUGCAGGUGCUCUCCCCCCUGUCGGACUCCAUCCUGGCGGAGAAGACGGUGACGGUGCUGGACGACAAGGUGACCAUCACGGAGCUGGGGGUGCAGCUGGUCACGGGCCUCUCGCUCUCGCUGCAGCUCAGCCCCGGGAGCAACAGGGCCAUCGUCGCCACGACAACCACACAGGAAGUGCUGCAGAGCCCCAAGCAGGAAGCCGUGAUCAGCUUAUGGAUCCAGUUCAGCGAUGGCUGUGUCACGCCCUUGGACAUCUACGACCCCAGCUACUACAUGCUGGCAGUUACAUCCCUGGACACGGGCGUGGUGUCGGUGCAGAACACCCAGGCAGCUGUGGUGGCAGAAGGAGAGGGCCAGGGCGAGUUGGUCAAGGUGGAGAUGGUCAUCAGUGAGGAGUGCCAAAAGACCAAGCGUAAGAGUACCCUGGCGGUAGGCAGCGGCAGCCUGAAGGUCAAGUUCCGGACCACGGGCCCUCGGGGUGCAGUUGCAGGCGGUGCCAGUGACUACGGUAACGAUGGUGAGGAGCCAGAGAGCGAACGUGAGGCGACACGCAACCGCCUGGCGCUGACCACCUUUGACCGUGAAGAGAGCGCCAUGCGCAAAGUGUCCACCACCGCAAAAUCCACCGGGCAGGACGUGCCAUCUGGGGGCGUGUCCAGCAGCAGCUUGGAAACCCGUGAGCGGGGAAACAUCCGGGGCCUGGGGAGCUCAGGCAGCUCUCAAAGCCAGGGAAGCUUCGGGGAGGGUGCCGCGGAGAAGGACCACGGCAGCCUGGUGGGCUACACCAACUUCCCCUCCCAGGCGGAGGUGCCUGAGCAAAAGGCAGUGGAGGUGGAGGUGGGCAGCGGGCCAACUCAGGCCUCCCGCUCCUUCUCGGACCUGGAGAUCGGCAUGUACGCUCUCUUGGGCGUCUUCUGCCUGGCCAUCCUCGUCUUCCUCGUCAACUGCGUCUCCUACGUGGUGAGGGUCUACCGCAAGCGUGUGCCCACCCCGUCGCGAGAGGCCCCCGGUCACCGGCAUGACUGGGUGUGGCUGGGCACGGACGCGGAGCUGGUGAUGAACGUUCCGGGUACGCCAACGCAGCAGGGCAGCCGCAACACCGCCACCACAAUCAUCGAUAUCGGCACGGGAUCAGACACGGUGUCCUCGCGGGGCCGGAGAAGUAGUUGCCAGACCCCCAGUGAGUCCUCGCUGGGGGACACAGAGUCGCCCCACCAGGCGUGCACCCGCCGCGAGUCGCUCAACUCACCAACCAGCAAGAGGAAGAGAGUGCAGUUCACCACCUUUUCCUCGCUGGAGAGCCGCCAGCACACUUCUACGUGGCCCUCGGCAGAGAGCAGCUCGGACACCCCAGGAGGAGCGGGCCAGGAGAAGAGCUCCCCAGAACCACAAAUGCCCGCUGCAGUGCCUGCUGCAGCGCCCCUCGGUGAACCUCUGGACCAUUUGUAG